Messenger RNA from Anarrhichthys ocellatus (wolf-eel), 1800 nucleotides. RefSeq names its product FEZ family zinc finger 2 (gene fezf2). Gene Ontology annotation, biological process: regulation of transcription by RNA polymerase II. Gene Ontology annotation, molecular function: DNA-binding transcription factor activity, RNA polymerase II-specific. Gene Ontology annotation, cellular component: nucleus. NCBI's taxonomy places the organism in Eukaryota, Metazoa, Chordata, Actinopteri, Perciformes, Anarhichadidae. Bases 94 to 1380 code for a protein of 428 amino acids. The transcript has 4 exons. The record is from RefSeq and is a predicted model, not a curated record.
GUGAAAGGACGCGGGCAGCUGGAGGAGCGGGUCGGACUCACACUAAGUUCUGCUCUGCUGCGAACUAAACAAAAAACUGCAACAACAAAAAAAAUGGCAAGUUCUGCUUCCCUGGAGACGGUGAUGUCCUGCGGUAGGACUGGGCCGUCCGCGGCUCCCAAGACCCUCGCCUUCUCCAUAGACCGGAUCAUGUCCAAGAGCUCGGAGCCGAGGGGGAGCGCGGAGGAGCGGUCCGAGGGGAAGAAGCUGCUGGGGCUCUACUCCCCGAUCCCCUGCGUGUUCCCGCUGCAGCCCUUCAGCUACGACCUGCAGGCCAAGGCGCUUAUGAACUACUCGGAGCUGUGGAGAGCCAGCUUCAGGGGGACUUUUUGUGGUACCGCAGCCGCGCCGUGCAAAGGGAACUGCGGCAUGUGCGGCAAAGCGGAGUCGGGCUUGAAGCAGCCGCUGCUGUCGUCGGGGAGCCGGGUGGUGAAACCGCAGGUCAUCCACCAGGCCGUGGCUGUGCCCAGCGGCGGCUCGCUGUACUAUCUCAAUUACCUGGACUCCGCGUACCAGCAGUCGGAGCUGUUGGCCGGACACUGGUUCUCCAACCCGCAGGCCCAGGCCUCUCUGUCGGCGCACCACAGACUUUUGCUGGAGAACGCCAAACUUGCCGCGGUGGGGUCCGAGAAGCUGCCCACACCACAGUACCCGCACAAGGAACAUCUGCCGGGGCAGCUGGACCAGAUAGUGAAGGAGAACCACGGCCUGAGCGCCGAGAAGAACGGCGUUAAGACGCACAGCAAACUCAGCAGCAGCUGCACCAGCGCUGCAGACGGGAAACCCAAAAACUUCACAUGUGAAGUGUGUGGAAAGGUUUUUAACGCGCAUUACAACCUGACCAGACACAUGCCGGUGCACACCGGGGCCCGGCCCUUCGUGUGCAAAGUGUGCGGUAAAGGAUUCCGGCAGGCAAGCACGCUGUGCAGACACAAGAUCAUCCACACACAGGAAAAGCCUCAUAAAUGCAACCAGUGUGGGAAGGCGUUCAACAGGAGCUCCACGCUCAACACUCACGUGCGGAUCCACGCCGGCUACAAACCUUUCGUCUGUGAGUUCUGCGGGAAAGGUUUCCACCAGAAAGGAAACUACAAGAAUCACAAGCUGACGCACAGCGGGGAGAAGCAAUACAAGUGCUCCAUCUGCAACAAGGCCUUCCACCAGGUCUACAACCUGACCUUCCACAUGCACACACACAACGACAAGAAGCCCUUCACCUGCGCCACCUGCGGGAAGGGCUUCUGCCGCAACUUUGACCUGAAGAAACACAUCCGGAAGCUGCACGACAGCGUCUUCACGGCGCCCACGGAGGCCUCCAGAGAGAGGGAGCUGCAGAGCUGAGGCACGCCAUGAGUCCUCAUAACACAGUGUAGGACUCCACCUGGGACUGUUGGGCCCCUGAGAGACUGGCUGCUGUGCUGCAUCUGUGGCCGCGUUGAACAGCUUUCGAAUGUCCAGAGAGGUCGUCCAAUAAAAUUGGACACAACACUUAAAGGGAACUGUGGUGAUCCUAUAAGAGUCAGGGUCCUGUGCCACUUCAUACUUAUCACUGAUAUGAGGCUGCCCACAGAAGGGACAAACAUGGGAGAGAUCCUCCGCUUCCACGAUGGAACUGUAAAUAAUAGGUUAUGGAAAUAAUACAAAAAAAUGUUAUUUAAACUGUGGAUCAUUAACACGUUGUGUAUUUCACAGAAAAAAACAAGUUAAUGUGAAUAAAUAAGUUAUAACUUAUAAUGAAAACUUAAUGUUUGAGCCAUGUUG